CUGGUAUGCGUCCGCGGUCACUACAGCUCAAGUAUCUGAGCACUGGGCCAGGAUGCGGGCCGCCAGCGCCUCCUGACAAGGGAUCCCUAAAACCCCCACGCCAACGGAGCAGCACUGUAAGGGGCUAGCGCCCGAAGUCUUCCCAAGUCAACGGACAAAGUCGGACCGCAACUUCCUUGCAUCAUUAUUUGCUGCUCCUCUUCCCACUGACUUGCUUUCCCUCAUGAGUUUGGAACAUGCUGCCCGACCCGCCAUGCACAGGUUACAGGUCACCCAGCCCUGCUGGUCACCCAGCCCUGCUUGUCACCCACGCUGGUCACCCAGCCCUGCUUGUCACCCAGCCCUGCCACCCAGCCCUGUCACCCACGCUGGUCACCCAGCCCUGCUUGUCACCCACGCUGGUCACCCACGCUCCGCUGCAUGCUUCUUUGGAUUUGGGACUGCUUGCCACCCAGUCCUGCUUGUCACCCAGCCCUGCUGGUCACCCAGCCCUGCUUGUCACCCACGCUGGUCACCCAGCCCUGCUUGUCACCCAGCCCUGCCACCCAGCCCUGCUUGUCACCCACGCUGGUCACCCAGCCCUGCUUGUCACCCACGCUGGUCACCCACGCUCCGCUGCAUGCUUCUUUGGAUUUGGGACUGCUUGCCACCCAGUCCUGCUUGUCACCCAGCCCUGGAGAUUGGGACUGCAGAGGUGGGGCCGCAUUAGCCCACUAAACACGGGCUGCUUUUACACUGCAGCAUUUCUUUUGCUACCAUUGUAAAAUAGAUAUUUGAUAUGCGACAAAAGAGCCGCAAGCGCAAGAAGCUGGCGGACGAGGAGGACAGCGAGGAGGAGGAGGACCCUAGCACUUUUAGCGUCAAGACCCGCAGGCGGAGGCGGAAUGACCGCCGCAAGCGCCGCCUGCAGGCAGGCAAACCGACGCAGCCGCCACGGUACUGGAGCAAGAAGCUCCGGAAGCUGGAGGCAGCAACUGCGGCAGUCGCAGCGGGAGCUGGCGGGGGUGAAGCAGCUGGGCAGGGGGCAUGGGCGCCGCUGCAGCUGCACUGGUCGGACAUCCGCUUCCGCUCACGGAAGUUCGGCGUGUACUCACAGUCGCAGCGCGUGCUGCACCGUGAGGCGCGUCGGCUUACGGGCGGGGCGCCCAUGUCGCGAGUGUCCAUCGGCUACGGCAACGCCAGCACCGGCCACAACUCCGUCAUCAAACGCCCCAGCCGCGGGCCGCAUAAGGCCAUGCAGCGGCUGCUGCGGCGCUGCUACGCCCGCAGCGUCGUGAUGAUUGAUGAGUACUGCACCUCGCAGGUCUGCUACAACUGCGGCCUGCGGGAGCUGCGGAAGAUCCUGCCGCACAACGGCACGCGGCGCUACACUGUUCUGGCCUGCGACGGCUGUGGAACCGUCUGGAAUCGCGAUGCCAACGCGGCGGCGAACAUCCGCCUCAUCACCGCCUGCCUGGAGGAGGGACUGCCGCGGCCUGAGGCGCUCACGCGCCCCAUCCACGGCAGUGGUGGUGGCGGAGCAGGACGACAAGGAGGAGGCCAGCGCGCGCCCUGCACCCGUUCGGCGCCAGGAGCGGCGGCGGCGGCAACCGCCGCUGCGGCUGCCGCGGAUGCUGAUGCUGCGGUGCAGGGCGGCGGCGCCUACGGCUAGUCUGAGAUUAUGGCGCGUGGGUAUGGACCAGCGUGGGUGACAAGCAUACGGGAUGACAAGCAGGGCUGGGUGACAAGCAGGGCUGGGUGACCAGCGUGGGUGACCAGCGUGGGUGACAAGCAGGGCUGGGUGACCACCAGCGUGGGUGACAAGCAGGGCUGGGUGACCUGCAGGGCUGGGUUACAAGCGUGGGUGACAAGCAGGGCUGGGUGUGAAACAGUACUGGUGUGUCAUGUCUUGUUACUGACAUGCGUGGAUACAGCACAACGCUCGCGGGACUACGCUGUUCUGGCCUGCCCUGGUUGUAGAACCGCCUGGAACUGCGAUGCAAGUGCUGCUGUUGUGCGGUAGUGUCGUGCGGUUGAGGUAGCUAGUUGAGUAGUUGCGUAUUCGCCGUCCAGACAAUGUC
Chlamydomonas reinhardtii is the source of this 2060-nucleotide messenger RNA. RefSeq lists its product as uncharacterized. NCBI's taxonomy places the organism in Eukaryota, Viridiplantae, Chlorophyta, Chlorophyceae, Chlamydomonadales, Chlamydomonadaceae. The record is from RefSeq and is a predicted model, not a curated record. The coding region runs from base 779 to 1651 and encodes 290 amino acids. The transcript has 4 exons.